CAAAGUGACAUUUUACAUACGAAAUCGGCUUGAGAAAAACGGAGGAGAAUCGCUUUUCUCGUCACAAAAGUUGGUGCGUGCGAACGGCUGAACCCCACAAUCGAUAGGGUAGUGUGAAGCGUGACACGGUGUAGCACGAAGAGAGACGCACAGUUAACGUAAAGUUUUGCGCGAAGCAACAGCAUCCGGAACCGGAUUUUCAACACUUCGCUCGCGGACACGUUCGGAGCACCAACGCAGUGCGCCUUCCCAUCCCGCUCCACCGCACACACAGAUAGGCGACGGUGAAGGAGAAGACAGAACACCCCGAGGAGGAAUAAAACAUGGCUGCCAGUGCGAGCGGUGAUAAAGCUGCGGAUGAUUCACUCUAUCCGAUUGCUGUUUUGAUCGAUGAGCUGAAAAAUGAAGAUAUUCAGCUCCGCCUAAACUCGAUCAAGAAGCUGUCGACGAUUGCCCUAGCACUCGGCGAAGAGCGGACGCGCAACGAGCUGAUCCCGUUCCUGACCGAGUCCAUCUACGACGAGGAUGAGGUGCUGCUGGCACUGGCCGAGCAGCUCGGCAACUUUAUCCCGCUGGUCGGCGGGCCCGAGUACGCGAUGUAUCUGAUACCGCCGCUCGAAUCGCUCGCCACGGUCGAGGAGACGGUGGUGCGCGAGAAGGCGGUCGAGUCGCUCCGUACCGUGGCCGGCCAGCACAGCGCCCAGGAUCUGGAGGUGCACCUGGUGCCGACGCUGCAGCGCCUGGUGUCGGGCGACUGGUUCACAUCGCGCACGUCCGCCUGCGGCCUGUUCUCCGUGUGCUAUCCGCGCGUGUCGGCCGCGGUCAAGUCGGAGCUGCGCAUCAACUUCCGCACGCUCUGCCAGGACGAGACGCCGAUGGUGCGCCGUGCGGCCGCGGGCAAGCUCGGCGAGUUCGCCAAGGUGGUCGAGCUGGAGUAUCUCAAGUCGGACCUGAUCCCCACCUUCGUACAGAUGGCCCAGGACGAGCAGGACUCCGUGCGGCUGCUCGCGGUCGAGGCGUGCGUCAGCAUUGCCCAGCUGCUGCCACAGGACGAGGUGGAACUGAAUGUCAUGCCAACGCUGCGCCAGUGCGUCAACGACAACUCCUGGCGCGUCCGGUACAUGGUGUCGGAAAAGCUGACCGAUCUGCAGAAAGCGGUCGGGCAGGAGAUCACCAAGAACGAUCUCGUAUCGGCCUUCCAGUUCCUGCUGAAAGAUAGCGAGGCGGAGGUGCGCGCCUCCGCCUCGGCCAAGGUGACCGAGUUCUGCGCCAACCUGGACAAAGCCUGCCAGGAGCAGAUCAUCAUGACGUCGAUCCUGCCGUGCGUGAAGGAGCUGGUGGCCGACUCGAACCAGCACGUCAAGUCGGCGCUCGCGUCGGUCAUCAUGGGGCUGAGCCCGAUCGUCGGCCGCAACAACACGAUCGAGCAUCUGCUGCCGCUGUUCCUGAUCCAGCUGAAGGACGAGUGGCCCGAGGUGCGGCUGAACAUCAUCUCGACGCUGGACUGCAUCAACGACGUGAUCGGCAUCCAGCAGCUGUCCCAGUCACUGCUGCCGGCGAUCGUCGAGCUGGCGGAGGACAGCAAGUGGCGCGUCCGGCUCGCCAUCAUCGAGUACAUGCCGCUGCUGGCCGGGCAGCUCGGGCAGGAGUUCUUCAACCAGAAGCUGCGCGAUCUGUGCUUCAACUGGCUGAACGAUCACGUGUACGCGAUCCGCGAGGCGGCCACGCUCAACAUGAAGAAGAUCGUGCAAACGUUCGGCACCCAGUGGGCGGAAACGAACAUUAUCAACCAGAUUUUGGUGAUGUACAAAAACAGCAACUAUUUGCACCGAAUGACCUGCCUGUUCUGCAUCAACGCACUGGCCGACGUUUGCGGUGCUGACAUCAUCGAGCGGCUGUUCCUGCCGACCAUCAAAGUAUUAUCGACCGAUCCGGUGGCGAACGUGCGCUUCAACGUGGCGAAAACGCUGCAGAAACUGUCGCCAUUCCUCGACCAGGCUGCCAUCGACGAGCACGUGAAGCCGAUCCUGGAGAAGCUCAACACCGACACGGACGUGGACGUGAAAUACUUUGCCUCGGAAGCGAUGGUGAGCAGUGCCGGAGUAUGGGUGGGCAUGAAGCCGGUGCGGGCCCACCUAGACACGGCCAAGUUUGUGCUGUUCUACGGACCAAAGUUUGAGGACCAUGAGACGUACAGUUUGGAAAAGGCCGAGGACAUCCUGCAGCACAGCCGGUUCGACAAGAGCAAAAAGACGGUCAUGUACUUCCACGGCUACAUCGAGUCAAUGGAGGUGGAGAGUGUGCACGUCAUUGCCGAUGCGUACCUGAAGCGGGGUGACCAUAACAUCAUCAUCCUCGACUGGGCACAGCUGGCGGACGGGAACUAUCUGCUGGAGGCCGUCCCCAACUGCAAGAAGGUAAGCGUGGCUUGAAGUUAUCUUGGAUCCGUCGUACUGCGGAUGAUCAAUGCGGGGCUGAAUGUGGACAAACUGCACCUCGUUGGACAUUCGCUCGGUGGUCAGCUGGCGGGAUACGUUGGACGCACUGUGAUAGCUCAAUCGGAAAAGCGAGUCAAGCUGAACAGAAUUUCGGCCCUCGAUCCUGCCUUCCCACCGUUCUAUCCGGGCAUCUUCGCUACCGCUCUAAGCUCCAAGGAUGCUGACUUUGUGGACGUCAUUCACACCGAUGCGUGGCUGUACGGUGCACCGGUCACGGGCACGGCCGACUUUUGGCCGAACAAUGGCAAAACCCUGCAGCCGGGCUGUCCGAAGCGAAACUACAAACUGCUCACCGACAAUGACCUGUGCAGCCACCGGCGCUCGUGGUGGUUCUGGGCGGAAAGUGUAGCGGAAAGCAAUGUGGCUUCGUUCCACUCGGUCAAAUGUAAAUCGUGGGACGAUUUCAAGGACGGCAAGGUCGAUCGGGCGGCUCCGAUCGUGCACAUGGGAAUCGAUUGCAGCUCUGAUGCCAAAGGUGACUACUACCUGCAGACCAACGGUGCCCCACCAUAUUCCAAAGGAGUGUCCGGCUCGAAAUUUGAAUAACAUUCGCUCCAUUAUUUGUUUUGAUUAGCUUAAGACUUCUCCAAGUUACCCUUUUGUACAAAAUGGUUUUUUAGUAAAGCAAAAAAACAUUCUUCCAACAAUA
Molecule: messenger RNA, 3147 nt
Organism: Anopheles arabiensis
Lineage: Eukaryota; Metazoa; Arthropoda; Insecta; Diptera; Culicidae
Product: serine/threonine-protein phosphatase PP2A 65 kDa regulatory subunit-like
Biological process (GO): protein dephosphorylation; lipid metabolic process
Cellular component (GO): cytoplasm; protein phosphatase type 2A complex
Molecular function (GO): protein binding; lipase activity; protein phosphatase regulator activity
Source: RefSeq, a predicted model, not a curated record